Messenger RNA from Polypterus senegalus (gray bichir), 5729 nucleotides. It is a transcript of the gene sidt2, whose product is annotated as SID1 transmembrane family, member 2. Bases 336 to 2861 code for a protein of 841 amino acids. The transcript has 26 exons. NCBI's taxonomy places the organism in Eukaryota, Metazoa, Chordata, Cladistia, Polypteriformes, Polypteridae. Gene Ontology annotation, cellular component: membrane. The record is from RefSeq and is a predicted model, not a curated record.
CGAAAUAGACAGUAUUCGCAGGUUUAAAUGCGUAACCAGAAAUAAAAUAAACCUUGUAAAUCUGUUUUAAAAAUGCAAAUCUUCUAAUUCUGCGUGCACUUCACUGAAAUAUGUAACAUCGCAGCUUGCCGAUCUCUCUCGCUGAUAAAUCUAAUUUGCUCUCUUCUCCACCUUCUGUCCAGAGCUGACGAGCGCUAUUUUUUUUUCUCCGCCGCUAUCUCUCGAUUGCAUCUUGGAGCCUGAGCGUUUUCAUCGUCGCCAUCAAGAUCAUUAAUAUUUGAUCGCGGAUUCUGAUUUUUUUCUCUCGGUGGGAUAGCCAGUACAUAGGCACAACUAUGCGACGCCUAUGGAUAUUCAUUGGAACCAGACCGGUGGGGAAUGCUGUCCAAAUGGGUUCACUGAGCUUGGCAGCGGCCAUGCUCCUGGCUUCACUCCUUGUCGGAUGCCAGUGCCAGAGAAAACUCCCGUCCUCGCCUCAGCAGGCCGAAUUUAAUCGUGUUUACAGCGGCGCCGUGAGCAGGACUACAGAGAACAUCUACAGCUUCAGCUACACCUCAAGAGCCGGGCAGGUAGAUGCCAUCCGUGUCUUUGCCAGUGCAGAUUCGAAGGACUUGCACUAUCCAGUGAUAUUUGUUGUGCGUCAGCAGAAAGGUGUUUUGUCAUGGCAAGUUCCGCUUGCACUGAGAGGACUCUAUCAGAGGACAUAUAAGUACCAAGAAGUCAGCCGUACCUUGUGCCCACUGGAACCUGAGGAAGAGGAGUUAUCGGCAGAGCAUAGUCUGUUCAUUGAUGUGGCCUCCAUGGCACCAGCCAACGUGCACUACCAGCUCCUCGUCACCUGGGCAAAACAUUUCACUCUGGAGACUGGAGAAACUUUCAACUUCAGUGCAACUCCAUCCCAGCCGCAGUAUUUCUUGUACACGUUUCCUGUCAGAGUGAACUCUGUGGUGAUUCGAGUUGAGGCAGAGCAGGCACAUCCAUGUACCGUUGUGUCCGUUCAGGACAUUGUGUGCCCAGUUUAUGAUCUUGACCACAAUGUGGAGUUCAUAGGCGUGUACCAGUCUAUGACCAAGCAAGCUGCAAUCACAGUGCAGAGAAAAGAUUUUCCUGAUGGAAAAUUCUACAUUGUGUUUGUUGUCAGACCCGAGGACUAUGCUUGUGGGGGCUCUUUCACAACAGAGGAAGGUAAAGGAAACAGCAGUCAUACUGGGGAACACAGAAAGGACCUCAGAAUUACAGUUGUGCCUGCUGUUAGUGAGUCAGUAUAUAUCCAUGCCACACUUUUGUCUUUUCUUAUCUUCCUGAUGUUCUAUGGAGGAGCUCUGCUUGUUACUUUCACUCAGUAUGCGUGUGCUCACCGAUGCACCAGUGCAGAUGGAGUGUGCGGCCCUGAUGAUGAAGGAGCUAAUAUGGUGGCAGCCUUUCAUCCCAUUGACAGCAGCGGCACAGAAGAGGGUGGCUAUGGGGCAAUCGAAGAAUCAAGCUGCAGAACCCCAGCUAGUCAUUCCUCGACACCGCAAGACACAGCUCGAUGUCGAUCUUACUCUGACUCUUCAGCUGAGGAAGACAGUGACUUUGAUCCAGUUCACAAUUUUGACAUGAACAAAGAUGUUGCAAGGACCAAGACAUUCCUCUAUGUAUCAGACUUGGCUCGCAAAGACAGUAAAUCUAUCAGGAAAAAAUACCAAGUAUAUUUCUGGAACAUAUUGACCAUUUCAGUGUUUUAUGCACUCCCAGUUAUCCAGUUAGUCAUCACUUAUCAGACGGUUGUGAAUGUUACUGGCAACCAAGACAUUUGUUACUACAAUUUUCUGUGUGCUCAUCCACUUGGAGUGUUAAGUGCCUUCAAUAACAUCCUUAGCAAUGCUGGCUACAUCAUGUUGGGAUUCCUUUUCCUUCUCAUUGUCCUUCAGAGAGAUAUGACAUACAGACGCGCACUCGAAGUCAAAGACAUCUACGCCACAGAGUGUGGAAUUCCUAAACAUUUUGGCCUUUUUUAUGCCAUGGCAGUGGCACUGAUGAUGGAGGGAGUGCUUAGUGCAUGCUACCACGUUUGUCCAAACUACUCCAACUUUCAGUUUGAUACUUCCUUCCUGUACAUGAUAGCCGGCCUGUGCAUGCUGAAGCUGUAUCAGACUCGGCACCCGGACAUCAACCCCAGAGCUUAUGCCGUUUAUGCCAUUUUUGCCCUGGUGAUUUUCCUGGCAGUUCUUGGAGUGAUAUUUGGAAAGAAUGCUACAUGGUUCUGGAUCCUUUUCUCUGCUGUUCAUGUUAUUGCCUCAUUAGCUCUCAGUACACAUAUUUACUACAUGGGUCGAUUGAAAAUAGAUGUGUCAAAUGCAGAUGUCGGAGUGUUUAAGCGUAUUGCACUGGUGCUAUACACAGACUUUAUUCAACAGUGCAAUGGACCCCAAUACAUGGACAGAAUGGUUCUUCUCAUCUUAGGCAAUUUGGUGAACUGGUCUUUUGCUAUUUUUGGACUGAUAUUGAGACCUAAAGAUUUUGCUUCAUAUCUUCUUGGCAUCUUCAUUUGUAAUCUCUUGUUGUAUUUGGCUUUCUACAUCAUUAUGAAGCUCAGAAGUUUGGAGAAAAUUCGACCAAUUCCAUCAUUCUGCAUCAUCGCUACGGCAGUGCUGUGGGCAGCUGCCCUUUAUUUCUUCUUCCAGAACCUCACAAGCUGGGAGGAGACCCCUGCAGAGUCACGGGAACUGAAUCGAGACUGCAGCCUGUUGCAUUUUUUUGAUGAUCAUGACAUUUGGCACUUUCUGUCUGCUACAGCCAUGUUUUUUUCCUUCCUGGUUCUCCUGACUUUAGAUGAUGACCUGGAGUUUGUGAGAAGAGACAGAAUCCUGGUGUUUUGAUUCUACACUGACAAAGAAAUUCUGCAUUCUGAGGAGCAGGCUACAAGGCGGGCAACUCUGAAGGGAAGCCCUGAAAAGUAACAAAAAAAUUAUUAAUGCCUUCUUUGGAAAAUGAAAAGGGCAGUGCUGGUCAGUGUCACCCGUGUAAACCCUGCAGGGAGUUUACAGUGCUGGGCAGUGGCCGCUUGUGAUUUCAGCUCUAACCCUUGCUUCUCGGAAGAGUGCAUGCAAAUAAAGUAAGGUGGAGCCAUUAGAAUAAAAAAGACAAAGCUAAAAUGGUUCAUGCUGAAAUAUGGUAGUGCAGUGCUACAAAACACUAAACAUGACGAGGAGUAUAGUGUGGUUGCUUUGGGUAUUUCUGAUCUUCUGGCAAAACUGUCACAAGUGUACUUUCAAAAGUCAUACUAUCACAGAUUAAAACAAGGGAGGUUUUUGCCUUGUCAGCUUUAAAUUUUUCACAUUUUCCUGUUUCAUCCAGCCAUUCUUCCUCUUGAAUUAUAGUGUACUUCCCUCCAUGAAGAUGAUCAUUUUACAGCUUCAUUUCUCCAACUCUCGUUUUUUUCAAGCCAAAAAUAGCUCAGCAAUUAGUGCUUACCUCCUUGUUGUGCAUCUUGAAACAACAACACCACCUGUUUGCAGGGAAGUCUUAUCUCAGCUGAAGUGACUUGUGGGUUUUCUUAACAGCUCAGCAAAUGAUCCUGGCAGUUGUGACGGAAAUCUUGGUUGGUCUAUCUAUCUGUGGCCUGCUAACAACAGAACCCCUAACUUUCCAGUUUUUUCUAUCAGAGUCUGAACACUACUGACAGGCAUUUUCAUAUCUCUGGAUAUCUUUUUAUAUCCUUUCCCUGAUUUAUACAAAUCAACAACCUUUUGUUGCACCUCCUUUGACAUUUAUUUUGCUUUCCCCAUGGCUUGGUAUCCAGCAAAGUCAGUGCAGCUCUGCAUGAAUUUAAUUUGACUAUGUAUACACACGCACUGAUUACAAUCUAAUAGGUUACAGUUAUGGACACUCUCCCUUCAUUACCCAUCAUUUGAACCUGUGUGUGCCAACUUGUGUUUAAAUUAUCAGCCCAAACAUUCAAGGGUAUGUAAACUUUUGAUCAGGCCCAUUUGGGUGAUUUCUGUUAUCAUUAUGAUUUAAAAAGGGCUCCGACAAUUAUGUAUUAAUCAGUUGCCUUGCCUGAGCACACUCCCUAAUUAAAAAGAAGCUCUCUGCAUGAUUACUUAAAUUUUCCAGACCAUUGCCCAAUAAUUCCCAAAUUAUGCCAGGGAAUAUAAACUUAUGAGCACAACUGUAUAUUUAUAUAACAUCUCUAUAACACCUACACAACCCUGAUUGAAUGACUGACAAGAAGUUCUUGGCUGUUUGCAGCCAAAUACACAACCUAAUGAAAAAUAUUUUUCGCUAAGGGAUCAAUCAUUCUCAUGGCCCUUAGAUCCAGAAAUAUUCAACCUCAUAGAAAAUUUUAUUUUAAUGAUAAAACCAAUGAAGAAAACAUGAUUUAACAACUGAAAAGGGUAAUGUGAUUGCCACGCCAUAGCAGCUGCAGAAUAGCAAACAUAGUUGCAUGUCAAACUGCAAGUUGGUGGCAAUUGUGGUUUGCAUGUUGCCUGUAUCUUUUUUCUUUUUUAAUCUUAAUUUUAUUUAAAUUUAAUUUACAGAAACACAUGCAGAAGACUAAUUAUUGACACUAUGUGAAGGAUAUCAAAAAUAAAUAACGGCAAACUUACAACAAUAUUUACAAAGAAAGAACCUAAGUUUUGGAAGUACACAUAUUUCUAAUGACAUUUCUUUCAAAUUAUGUAUUAAAUAAAAUGCUCACUUAUUUAUAUCUUCUUUAAUACAAAGAGCAUUAAACUUUGAUCAGCUCAUUAAAAUGUUCUGUUUUUUGAAGAAUGUAUAUAAUUUUAUAAAAACAAAUCAUACAAUACUGUACAUUUCAUACCAUGUUGACGGUAAACUUUGUGUUUCUUAUAUAUUAAGAUGUGCAUUUAUUGUAUAUUGUCUGGAAGCAUUAUAACAUCUUUUUAUUUCUUUUGAAUUUUCCAUUGCUGUCUCCUGCAUUCCCUAAUUUAAACUGAUUACACUACCAAUGUUCCUUAAGAAAUCAGAAUCAUCACCAUCUUUCUCUACCCUGCAUUGUUUUCAUCAGUUGUCAUCACUGACCACAACUAUGUAGCUGGGAGUUUACGUUUACCACCAGUUUGUAUACAUGUCAUUAGUAUUACUGUAUGCACUCUUCUCUGUUUUACAGUUUGUAAAAGCUACUAAGCACUAAAAGGUUUCUUGCUUUUUACUAUGCUAAUACCUCUGUGCCAAGUUGCAGUCUGACUGAUUCAUGUAUUGUGCCCACAGACAAACAGACAUCACUCCAAAGAUGAUCAAAUCAUGUUCAGACAUUUCUAAAAUGUGUCAAUCCAUUUAAAACUCAAAAUCAAGAUUUUGAUUCCAUCAAAACAGUAACUCUAUUAAGAAAUAUACAGUAACUUGUUUCAAUAUGUCUAUGCGAUAUGUCAGACAGGUACAGUAGGUGUUCCUGACCCACACAUUAUGAAGGAUUUUCAUAAAGACUGUAACAGAAGAGCUUCAAAGGUGCAGUUCAGACCCAAAAGGAAUUCCUUAUUGUUAAGGUGGCCAAAAGAGAAGCAAGAAACAGAAAACUAGCAGAGGUGACAGCAUUAAGAAUUGGCAGAAGGAAAAGUAUGCAUGACUUCAAAACUAAAGAAGUCCGUGUUACAAAUUGUCAGUCAUUCUUGACUGACACAGAUAGUCACAAUUUUUCAACUAUGUUGCAAAAAAAAUCCAAACGUCAUAUGGUGUAUUUAUAUUUUAUAUGUUAUCUUACAGGGCGGCACGGUGGCGCAGUG